GAUCCUCCUCCUCCUUCUCCUCCUCAUUCUCCUCCUGCAGCUGACCGUGGCUCCAUUGAUCGGGGAUCAGUGCUCGGUGUCCCUGUGUCGGUCCCUCUCCUGGAUCUUCCCGAGAUGCUGAAAGUCACUCUGCCCUCCUCAUCCUCAUCGUCCUCCUCCUCCUCCACUGCCUUCUCCUCCACCUCCUCCACUUCAUCCAGGUCCGCCAGCGCUGCCCCCGACUACUGGAUCGAUGGCUCCAACAAGGACACCUUGGCCCAAUACUACGAGCUGGAGUCCGAGCUGGGACGGGGAGCAACAUCCGUUGUAUACAGAUGCAGACAAAAAGGAACUCAGAAGCCUUUUGCUGUCAAGAUGUUGAAGAAAACUGUAGACAAGAAAAUAAUACGAACAGAAAUCGGUGUACUGUUACGCCUUUCACAUCCAAAUAUCAUCAAAUUGAAGGAGAUUUUUGAAACCCCUGCAGAAAUUAGUCUUGUUCUUGAACUGGUGACGGGAGGAGAACUGUUUGACAGGAUUGUGGAAAAAGGAUAUUAUAGUGAGCGAGAUGCUGCUGAUGCUGUGAAACAGAUUUUAGAAGCUGUUGCGUAUUUGCACGAAAAUGGCAUUGUUCACCGAGAUCUCAAGCCGGAAAAUCUCCUCUAUGCUACUCCAGCACCAGAUGCUCCUUUGAAAAUUGCUGACUUUGGGCUCUCAAAAAUUGUGGAUGAUCAGGUGACAAUGAAAACUGUGUGUGGGACUCCAGGAUAUUGUGCUCCAGAAAUUCUGAGAGGAUGUGCUUAUGGACCUGAAGUGGACAUGUGGUCUGUGGGUAUAAUUACCUAUAUACUGCUGUGUGGUUUUGAACCUUUCUAUGAUGAACGUGGGGACCAGUACAUGUUCAAGAGAAUUCUUAACUGUGAUUAUGACUUUGUCUCCCCCUGGUGGGACGAUGUAUCUCUGAAUGCCAAGGACUUGGUGAAAAAGUUGAUUGUGUUUGACCCAAAGAAGCGUCUCACCACUCACCAAGCAUUGCAGCACCCCUGGGUCACAGGAAAAGCUGCAAACUUUGCUCAUAUGGACACUGCACAAAAGAAACUGCAAGAGUUUAAUGCAAGACGCAAACUAAAGGCAGCCGUUAAAGCUGUAGUAGCCUCAACUCGUUUAGGAAGUGCCGGCAGCCACAGCAGCCACGACAGCAAUAAGACAAGCCGAAACCCGUCUCCCAUUCAAGAGAGUGGCCAUGAAGAAAGAACAACAGCAAAAUCCAAACAGGGAGAGGAAGGAGCCUCUUGAGUUCGCCACCUCCAUGUUUGGGUCUGGGUCUCUGCCAUUUCAUGCACCAGCUACAUCAAUCUUUUUCUUACAGGAAAGAUUCCUUAGCAUGGCCUUCUGGCAGUUCUUUUCAUGGGUUGCAAUGAAAUGCACAAGUUGGUUCUACUCUGUUCAAUGCAUGUGACUGCUUAUCAAAAUAGUUACUAUGGGGGUGACCUGAGACAUGGAAGGUGUAGUGCUCUUUCUACACAAGAAGUAUGACAUGAGCAAAUAUUCAAUUAUAACCUUGAUAUGCAUAUAGUAUCUACACUCUAGCUAGAGAAUGAAAUGAGUAGUGUUUCAUUUUACAAUUUUAUAAAAGUAAUGGACUUCAUAGAGGAUAUUCUACUAGUAGGAUUUUAAUUUCAUAUUAUAUCAUGUUGAUGGUAUGAACAAUAAUGUUUAAAACUUAUGUUUUACAUUACAGGGCCAUUUGACAUAAACCAUAAUUUGGUUUACAUAAAGAAGCUAUUAAUACCACUCAUACAAGAUACAUAUUCCAAUCAUUUACAAUCUAAAAGAAUUUCAAAGCCCUUACCAGAUUAAACCAAAUCACAGGGACAAAAAUACAGUUCUAUAAAACUUUGCAGAAAAACAGGUUUCUUAUAAUUUGGGAUACAUGUUCAUUCUGUUCAUGUGUGUGACCCCUCUCUGCUCAGCUUCUACAUUAUCAGUAAAAUGGCAACUACUUCCAGAGAGUUUUUAAUGACUUAAGUGAGCAAUUUCCUCUGUUUUAAAGUACUUCUAUGCACAUUGCAUACUUUUGUGGAUAUGUAAUGCCAGUAUGCAAGCCCGGACUGGGACCAAACAUGUCCGGGCAUUCCAGACUGAGCAGCCAAUUACUCCAGGGACGUGGAGCCUAUUUGAUAACUGGUAAGUUAGGUCACUAAAGCUGUAGGACUUAAAA
This is a messenger RNA of Rana temporaria (common frog), 2200 nucleotides long. RefSeq names its product calcium/calmodulin dependent protein kinase IV (gene CAMK4). The record is from RefSeq and is a predicted model, not a curated record. Gene Ontology annotation, biological process: protein phosphorylation. NCBI's taxonomy places the organism in Eukaryota, Metazoa, Chordata, Amphibia, Anura, Ranidae. Bases 115 to 1275 code for a protein of 386 amino acids. Gene Ontology annotation, molecular function: calmodulin binding; ATP binding; calcium/calmodulin-dependent protein kinase activity. The transcript is spliced from 11 exons.